UGAGGUUUCUUCUAAAGCGCCAGUUGCCAAAGGUCCGUGGAUUUGCACUCUCUGCCUGUAGGUAGCUUUCACCUUUCGAGAACUUUGGUCUCAAGUUGCAGAGCAGAUGAAAGCAACGGAAACAGAAGCCGCGCUCUCCGUAAGUCCCUAAUCAUAACUAAUUGCGUUUUUAGUACAUUUCGUAAUGCUUAGUUUCCUCUUCAAAAGAGUCCCAAUCGGGAGAACUGUAAGAGAUUCAAUAACCCAGCUGGGUUUUCUGCAAAACCCUUCAUCUCUCAGAUACAUAUCCUCAAAACCCUCAAAAUAUCAGAACCCUUUCGUGGUCUCUUACCUCAUCAGCUCAUGUGGGUUCUUACCCGCAGCUGCCAUCUCUACAUCCAAGAAGAUUGGUUUUGAAUCCUCCGAAAGACCAGAUUCUGUUCUUACGCUCUUCAGAAACCAUGGAUUCACUGAACCACAGAUUUCCAGUCUCAUAAGAAAGAGUCCAUCAUUGCUUGUUGCCAGUGCUACAAAAACCCUUCUCCCUAAACUUCAAUUCUUCCAUUCGGUUGGCGUUUCGAACGCUAACAUUGCAAAAAUUCUCGCCAAAGAUCCAAGAGCUUUCUCCUAUAGCUUAGAAAACAAAAUCAUUCCUGUUUUCAAUUUCUUCAAGAGUUUAGUUGGGACUGUGGAGAAUGUUGUUAUUGUUCUAAAACGUGAAUCUCGUCUCAUCAAUUGUGAUAUAGAGAAUGUGGCUCGAAAUAUUGCAAUCAUGAGAGAAAAUGGUGUACCGGAUACUAAUAUCGUGAGUUUACUAACUUACUUUCCCGGCACGACCACACAUAAACAUGAUCGGUUCAAACAGUUGGCUGAGGAGAUUAAGCAAAUGGGUAUUGAACCUUCAAAAUACUUGUUUGUAAUUGCUCUAUAUGUCUUAACAUCAGUGAACAUAUCGACACGGAAGCAGAAAUUCGAGGCUUACAGAAAGUGGGGUUUUUCUGAGAGUGAGAUGCUCAUGGCAUUUAGAAGGUACCCUUGGUUUAUAAAAUGGUCUGAGAAGAAGAUAGCGAGGCAUAUGGAUUUCUUUAUUAACAAAAUGGGUUGGGAACGGGCAGUUAUCAUCAAGUAUCCGCAACUUCUAGGGCUUAGCUUUGAGAAGAGGAUUCUUCCAUGGUGUUCGGUUUUACGAGUGUUGAUAUUGAAAGGUCUGGUGAAGGAAGAUCUUAAAAUGGGACGUCAAUUGAUCAAAAGUGAGAAGCUUUUCUUGGAGGAGUUUGUGACAAAAUAUGAGAAAGAAGUUCCUCAACUCUUGGAUUUAUUCAAAGGGAAUAUUAGUCCGCUAGGACUAGGAUAUGGAACUGAGGAAGUGUGGAUGUCUUAGAGUUGGUAAAUUUGAAUGGACAAUACAACUAUUUUUCUGUCUCUGAGAGAAAAUCUGAUUUGUCUAAGUUUGAAUGGACCUUCUAACAUUUACUAAUAGGAUGUUUUAAACUUGGUAAGUUCAAAGCCUCGAGGUCUAUAUGGAGACUAUAUACAAGCCUCAAUAGAAUGUUUUUUUUUUGGAGGGGGGCAGGGUUUGGUUGGUCUUGAAGUUCCAGGUACAAUAUUCUGAUAUUUUGUGCAACGUUUAAGGUCAUUGAUUCAAUAUGGAUUUCUUGGAACUCGACUGUCCAGCUUCUAUGCGUUGGGUGAGCUGUUUUGGACAGCAUGGACUAUGGAGGCACAUAUCUGUUGCUUAUCCAUUCUGGUGCAUGUGGUUACUCUUAGUGGGGGCUAAUCCCAGGUGCAAUACUUGAAAAGGCUCGGAGAUCUCAUUGAGGAUGGAUGCACUCAUGUUCUUACCCCGUGUAAUACAAGCUACAACUGGGAUGUGGAAAGUGUAUGGCAUCACACCUUUUACAAUGAACUUUGUGAUGCUUCAGAACAACAACCAGUUCUCCUUACUGAAGCACCUCUCAACCCCAAGGAAAACAGAACAAAGAUUGCACAAAUGACGUCUAAAUCUUUCAAUGUUUCAAGUUGUGUAUGUUUCCAUCCCCAGGAGUUCUCUACCUCUGCAAGUAGUCAUAUAACAGGUAGUGCACUGGAUUAAGGUGAUGGCCAUAUGCUCUCAGAGGCCACUCUCAGGCUGGACCUUGGCCAGGAGACCUCACAGAAGCUCUAAUGAAGGAUUCUAGGAUCCCUCCUGAUACCAACAGCAUUGUUGAGCGGGACAUUUUGUCAAAAGAAAAGCUUGGUUAUGUGGCUUUUGACCGUGAACUGGAGUUGAAAGAAGCUUCAAUGAUGAGCAGGGAAUCAAUUGAGAGUAGCUAUGAGUUACCCGAUGGUAACAUAAUGAUCAGUGGUGGGUUGAUGAUGUUCCAGGCAUUGCUGAUCGUCUAAGCAAGGGAGGGGAUCACAACGCUGUCCAAAGUAACCAGAGGAAUCUUGUCAAAUGAUUCAAGAACAAGAACGUCGCAUAGGCCGCAUUCCCUAACAAAUUCAAAGGCAUGUGAAUGAGAAUGCACACCAAACACUGAUUUUAUCAUCUUAGGAGGCAUUAUCAACCUAGAAUGUACAUCAAAAGCAGCUUUUGAAUUUUUCCAAGAUAUAUACUGUCUGAAACCAUGGAUUAAAUUUAUUUUUGUAGGAGAUUUAAUUAUUCUGGAUUUGAAUGGAACAACUACUAUAGAAAUUCUGGAUAAAAA
Macadamia integrifolia is the source of this 2666-nucleotide messenger RNA. Its product is annotated as transcription termination factor MTERF6, chloroplastic/mitochondrial-like. The record is from RefSeq and is a predicted model, not a curated record. Lineage: Eukaryota; Viridiplantae; Streptophyta; Magnoliopsida; Proteales; Proteaceae. The transcript is spliced from 2 exons. Gene Ontology annotation, cellular component: chloroplast. Gene Ontology annotation, molecular function: double-stranded DNA binding. The coding region runs from base 185 to 1360 and encodes 391 amino acids. Gene Ontology annotation, biological process: chloroplast organization; regulation of DNA-templated transcription.